CGCCGCUGCCAAUUCUCUCGUCAGAGAGACAGAGAGAGAGCGGGGCCGACGGCGUUGCGUCUUCUCCUUCCUCUCCUGGUUGUAUCGGCGAUCUGUGCCGACGAAGGUGGGGUACACUCUAUCAUAAAUGGUGAGGAUCUCUGUUUCUGGCGUCACGAUCGGGGUAUUAUCCCAUUCUUCCGCUCUCCAUCGGAGGAUUAUCAUCGAAGGUCAUGGUUCUUGUUUCUUCUCUGGAAGAGAUGUCUUCUUCUUGAGAUUCCUUUUGCAUUCGGGUGUCCUUCGGUAAUGACUAUUGCUUUUCAAGCUUGUUUUCUCUCAGUUUCAUAUAAUUCUUAACAGAAAUGUUCCAGAGAUGAUGAGCUUUGGUCAUCACAUACCUCAUUUUUAUCAACCAUAUGCAUGUAUAAAAUUUUGCAGUGUUGUUGAAUUUCUUAGUAGACUAGUUUGGCCAUUAUGCUUAGUCUAAAAAUGUUCCAGAGAUGAGCUUUGGCAAUUAUUCUGGAUUAUUUCUUCAUGUUGAGGUUCUGCACCUCAAUCUUUCUUUCCGACAAAAGAUUUUAUCUUAGGUCUAAUUAUAUCAUAGUUUAUACAUUUAUGCCUUAAUAAUUAGGUAUAAUGUAGAUAUAUAUUGAUUGAGUAGGCACAAUUUAGAUACAUAUGUUGUUCAAAUUGUUUCACGAAGCCUGAUGUAUGUGGUUGUAUUGGAUGUUCAGUUUGUGGCCAAUUGAGAUGGGCCGAACCGAGAUACGGUCGGAGUUAGAAAAAUCUGAACCGGUUCGUAGUCAACCAGUCCAGUCGUACAUGGUUUACCUUCUGGAAAAGCCAGCAAUUUCUCGUUUGUGUUGGUUUUGCGCUUCUUUCAAAUCGUUUACUGCUGUUCCACGAAAUCACAAACUACCUGGACGUUUAGACCUGGCACUUUACCUACCCUUUUAUUGGAGGCAUCGCUGGUCCCACAGGUCCGUCACUGUGCAGGUAGGCCAUGGGAAAACGAGACGGGUGAGGGACGAGUAUUAUUUGGUUGGUCUAUUUAUUUGAUGUGUUUGUUUCCGUUCCAGAAGUGGAAACACCAGAAGCUUCUCCUCGGUUCAAAUCCAGUCGCUCCGUCUAAACUGGUGACGUCCUCGACUGUCUCUCUCGAUCUCUCAUAUUUGUUUCCUUUCCCUCCAAGGCUGCUGCAACGCGAUCACAAAAGCCGAGAAGACCAAGAGACAACGACGGUAACUAAACCCUUCUCUCUCUGUAUCUCUCUCGGCGAUGGUCGUGUCUUGUGGCAUCGAGUGCGUAUUCUGCCUGGGGUGCACGCGGUGGGCCUGCCGCCGCUGCGGGUACGUCGGCGCCGACGACAGCGCCGCCUGGGCGCCCGCCACGCCCGAUGAGUUCGCCCCCAUUCCUCGCGCCUGCCGCGCCGUCCUUGCGGCCUACGAAGACGACCUCGCCCGCCCCCGCUGGGCCCCCGCUCGCCCCGGCGGGUAUCGGAUGGAUCCCGCCGCCGUCGUCAAACGCGCCUCCUACGCCGACACCCGCGGCCGCUGCCCGCCCUACCUCCUCUACGUCGACCGCGCCGCCCACGAAGUCGUCCUUGCCGUCCGUGGUCUCAACCUUGGCCACGACGCCGACUACCGCCUCCUGCUCGACAACCCUCCCGGUUCCCAGCCCUUCGACGGCGGCUACGUCCACCUCGGCCUGCUGAAGGCCGCCGCCUGGCUGCUCAACCGCGAGGCCGACACCCUGUGCCACCUCCUUAGGGAUUGCGGGCCCGAGUAUGGCCUCGUGCUGGUCGGCCACUCGCUCGGCGCCGGCGUGGCGGCCCUUAUGGCCAUGGUGGUGGUGAACCACCUCGACCGGUUCGGGGAGAUCCCAAGGAGCCGCGUCCGAUGCUACGCCAUCUCGCCGGCCAGGUGCAUGUCGCUGAAUCUUGCGGUGAAGUACGCUGACGUGAUCCACUCCGUGGUGUUGCAGGACGAUUUCCUUCCAAGAACGCCAACACCUUUGCAACAUAUUUUUGGAUCUAUUUUCUGUCUGCCAUGUUUGUUAUUUUUGGUUUGCAUGAGAGAUACAUUUAUAUCUGAAGAUAGAAAGCUUAAGGAUCCAAAAAGGCUCUACGCCCCCGGUCGGAUGUAUCAUAUUGUGGAGAGAAAAUUUUGCAGAUGUGGAAGAUUCCCUCCUGAGGUGAGAACAGCCGUUCCUGUUGAAGGAAGAUUCGAGCAUAUAAUACUAUCAUGCAAUGCUAUGUUCGAUCAUGGAAUCAUUUGGACGGAGCGAGAAGCUCAGAAAGCUUUAGAAGUAAUGCUUAAAGGAAAUGUCAUGACAACCCCUCCGACGAGGCAACAGAUGGAGGGAAGGGGGUCUCUUCAGGAAGAACACAAUGAGGCACUGGAAAGAGCUUUGAGCUUGCACCUGCCUCACCCUGCCUCACAACACAGCGUACCCUUCCAAGACCAGGCAGCAUCAACGUGUGAGCACUAUGACAACAUGUCCUCAUGUAGUGAUGAUUCGGCAUCGAGUAGGACAAUGAAUUGGGAUGAGCUGGUGGAGAAGCUCUUUGAUGGGAAUGAACCACCAGGCAUGGUCUCAGAUGAAGAUGACAGCCUUGGCUCCAGUGUGAAGUUGUCUCUUCCUGUUAGAUGACUCUUCAACCUUAAUACUGAUGGAUGUUCUCAAGUUUGUAUAUUUCAUCAUUCUUUUGUACAGUUGGAAAUUGUGAUUCUUUUUAUAGACGGAUGAUAUUAGUUUCACAGUUUUGCGUGGUUGAA
Messenger RNA from Musa acuminata AAA Group (dessert banana), 2756 nucleotides. RefSeq lists its product as uncharacterized. Gene Ontology annotation, biological process: lipid catabolic process. The record is from RefSeq and is a predicted model, not a curated record. The coding region runs from base 1258 to 2631 and encodes 457 amino acids. The transcript has 6 exons. NCBI's taxonomy places the organism in Eukaryota, Viridiplantae, Streptophyta, Magnoliopsida, Zingiberales, Musaceae.